UAAAGCGAGCGAGCGGUGGCGGGGCGGGAGGCUCGAGGCCAGCCCGGGACCGGGGCUGGGAGCUGGAAGGCGGCGGCGGCGGCGGCGGCAGCGAGCGCCCGCGCUCCGGCGCCCCCAGGCGGUGGGGCUGAGAGAGCCCGAAGAUGGCUCCGAGCGCUGACCUCGGCGUGUUCAGGAUGUUACUGUUCCUGCUGCUGCUGUGGUUUCUGCCCCCAACUGAGGGGUCUCAGCGUGCUGAACCCAUGUUCACUGCAGUCACCAGCACGGUCCUGCCCCCUGACUAUGACAGCAACCCCACCCAGCUCAACUAUGGUGUGGCAGUCACCGAUGUGGAUCAUGAUGGAGAUUUUGAGAUCGUUGUGGCAGGGUACAACGGCCCCAACCUGGUUCUGAAGUAUGACCAGACCCAGAAGCGACUGGUGAACAUUGCAGUGGAUGAGCGCAGCUCCCCCUACUAUGCCCUGCGGGACCGGCAGGGGAACGCUAUUGGGGUCACGGCCUGCGAUAUUGACGGGGAUGGCCGUGAGGAGAUCUACUUCCUCAACACCAAUAAUGCCUUCUCAGGGGUGGCCACGUACACGGACAAGUUGUUCAAGUUCCGCAACAACCGCUGGGAAGACAUCCUCAGUGACGAGGUCAACGUGGCCCGCGGUGUGGCCAGCCUCUUUGCCGGGCGCUCCGUGGCCUGCGUGGACAGGACGGGCUCUGGACGCUACUCUAUCUACAUCGCCAAUUAUGCCUACGGUAACGUGGGCCCUGACGCCCUCAUUGAAAUGGACCCCGAGGCCAGUGACCUUUCCCAGGGCAUUCUGGCGCUCAGAGAUGUGGCUGCUGAGGCCGGGGUCAGCAAAUACACAGGGGGCCGCGGUGUCAGUGUGGGUCCUAUCCUCAGCAGCAGUGCCUCAGACAUCUUCUGUGACAAUGAGAAUGGGCCCAACUUCCUCUUCCACAACCAGGGUGAUGGCACCUUCGUGGAUGCUGCUGCCAGUGCCGGUGUGGACGACCCCCACCAGCAUGGGCGAGGUGUCGCCCUAGCCGACUUCAACCGCGAUGGCAAAGUGGAUAUUGUCUACGGCAACUGGAAUGGCCCCCACCGGCUCUACCUGCAGAUGAGUGCCCAUGGGAAGGUCCGCUUUCGGGACAUCGCCUCGCCCAAAUUUUCCAUGCCAUCCCCGGUCCGUACCGUCAUCGCCGCUGACUUUGACAAUGACCAGGAGCUGGAGAUCUUCUUCAACAACUUUGCCCACCGCAGCUCCUCAGCCAACCGUCUCUUCCGGGUCAUUCGCAGGGAACACGGCGACCCCCUCAUCGAGGAGCUCAAUCCCGGUGAUGCCUUGGAGCCUGAGGGUCGGGGCACAGGGGGUGUGGUGACAGACUUCGAUGGAGACGGGAUGCUGGACCUCAUCUUGUCCCACGGGGAGUCCAUGGCUCAGCCGCUGUCUGUCUUCCGGGGGAACCAGGGCUUCAGCAACAACUGGCUGCGAGUGGUACCUCGGACCCGAUUCGGGGCCUUCGCCCGGGGAGCUAAGGUCGUGCUCUACACCAAGAAGAGCGGGGCCCACCUGAGGAUUAUCGACGGGGGUUCGGGCUACCUGUGUGAGAUGGAGCCCGUGGCGCACUUUGGCUUAGGGAAGGAUGAAGCCAGCAGUGUGGAGGUGACGUGGCCGGAUGGCAAGAUGGCAAGCCGGAAUGUGGCCAGUGAGGAGAUGAACUCCGUGCUGGAGAUCCCCUACCCCCGGGAUGAGGACAGACCUCAGGACCCAGCCCCACUGGAGUGCGGCCAAGGAUUCUCCCAGCAGGAAAACGGCCAUUGCCUGGACACCAAUGAAUGCAUCCAGUUCCCAUUCGUGUGCCCUCGAGACAAGCCCGUGUGUGUGAACACGUAUGGAAGUUACAGGUGCCGGACCAACAAGAGGUGCAGUCGGGGCUACGAGCCCAACGAGGAUGGCACAGCCUGUGUGGGGACUCUCGGCCAGUCACCGGGCCCCCGCCCCGCCGCCCCCGCCGCUGCUGCCGCUGCCCGAGCUGCUGCCGCUGCUGGAGCUGCCGCUGCUGCACCGGUCCUCGUAGAUGGAGAUCUCGAUCUGCGGCGGCGUUAAGGACGGACGCCCAGGCAGCUGCUGAGAAGGGGCGGACAGACCCGCAGCUGGAGGCCAGCAAGUGAGCGGGAGGCCCGCCGGGGCUGCUUCCCAGAUAGCAAGGAGGGCGGAUGGCGGCACUAGCCGCUAGACCCCCGCCCGCCGCGCUCCCGCACGCAAGCACUCGGGGCACGUGCACAGCCACCCCGAGGGCCCCGCUCCUCGGCGCAGGCGCACACCCAGCUCGGAACCUCCUGCUCUAGAGGGGCUAGUCACCAACCCCCGGGACGGUCGGUAGCACUGCAGGAAGCGGGAGGACUUCGGUGUCCUGCUUUCAAAGCCUCACUCGCCUAGACUCCAGCGAUGUGGCCUUACACGGGUCAUUUACCGUGUCACCCAUUAAUCGAUAUGUAAAACGGUGGUGAUCCUACAGUCUCGGGGUUUGUCUGGGGCCGGACCGAAAUCACGCAUGUAAAGCAGUAAGCACAAUGCCCGCUUCUUAGGAAAGGCUCAAUAAAAAGCAGCCCCUCUCACGUGGGGGGAGGUGAACAGAGGAUCCCGGUGUUGGUGUUUUCUUUACUCUUUUUUGUCUCAAGUUUCUAGCAAAAUUUAUUUUUUUAGCAAUUUUACUCAAGUUGCUAAUGACUGAGGGCGGGAUGUGUGCACACAGUUUUCCAGGCGAGCAGACAUAAAACCCAGCCCUGGACCAGCCGCCCAUCAAGAUUUCUA
This is a messenger RNA of Lutra lutra (Eurasian river otter), 2807 nucleotides long. RefSeq names its product cartilage acidic protein 1 (gene CRTAC1). NCBI's taxonomy places the organism in Eukaryota, Metazoa, Chordata, Mammalia, Carnivora, Mustelidae. The transcript is spliced from 15 exons. Gene Ontology annotation, molecular function: calcium ion binding. Gene Ontology annotation, biological process: axonal fasciculation. The coding region runs from base 144 to 2099 and encodes 651 amino acids. The record is from RefSeq and is a predicted model, not a curated record.